UAUCUAUUAAAAAGACAACGCGUCGAAGCAACGCGUGAAUAAGCUUCCUUCACACAAACCGACGAUUAUCUUGUGUCAGACGCCAUGUGUAUAUAUUAAUCUCUCUCAUAAAUCUCCCUUUGACGGACCCUGAUUCUCUCUUGUUGAAUUCUGUUUCAACCAAUCUGCAAAAUCCGAUUAUUUUUCCUGUUCAAUUUCGUUUUUGUGAAAGAAUUAUAAAGCUAAGGUAAAAUGGGUGGUGGCGAAGACGACCGUAACAACAACGAUCAAGAUAGAGGACUGUUUUCUCAACUUGCAGGACACGCUAUGGGUAGGGGACACUACCCGCCACAUGCACCCUACCCUCCUCCUCCUCAUGGGUAUCCCUACCCUCCUGCUGGCGGUUACCCGCCAGCUGGUUAUCCUCCGCCAGGUGGAUACCCGCCACCUGGUGGAUAUCCAUCACAUGGUCAGCCUCCGUAUGGUGGUUAUCCACACGCUGGUUAUCCUCCUACUGGCUAUCCUCCAGCAGGCUAUCCUGGACCCUCUGCUUCACAUUAUCAAGGUCAUGGAGGACCAAGCAUGGGAACACUGCUAGCAGGGGGUGCAGCAGCUGCAGCUCUAGCUUAUGGGGCCCACCAUGUUACUCAUGGGCAUCACGGCUAUGGUUACGGUUAUGGGCACGGUUUUGGUCACCAUGGUAAGUUUAAACAUGGUAAGUUCAAGCAUGGAAAGUUUGGGAACAGAUGGAAGCAUGGGCUGUUUGGAAGGCACAAGGGGGGAAUGUUUGGUGGAAAGCACAAGAUGUGGAAAUGAUUCGUGUAUAAGCUUUCUUACUAGCUACAUAGAACCAUAUGUUUUUUGAUUCAUUUUGUGUGUGUACUGUAGUUGUGGGUUAUUACUUAUUAGUAUGUUGUGAAAUUGAAACCUCUGUAAUGGUUUUGUUGAUUUGGGAAUGUAGUACUAACACGUUUGUAAUUAGUUAAUAAUUGCUCGACUCGCUUAUCGCU
This is a messenger RNA of Helianthus annuus (common sunflower), 989 nucleotides long. Its product is annotated as glycine-rich protein A3. The record is from RefSeq and is a predicted model, not a curated record. The coding region runs from base 232 to 795 and encodes 187 amino acids. NCBI's taxonomy places the organism in Eukaryota, Viridiplantae, Streptophyta, Magnoliopsida, Asterales, Asteraceae. The transcript is spliced from 3 exons.